Syzygium oleosum is the source of this 1857-nucleotide messenger RNA. RefSeq names its product NEDD8-activating enzyme E1 catalytic subunit. Lineage: Eukaryota; Viridiplantae; Streptophyta; Magnoliopsida; Myrtales; Myrtaceae. Gene Ontology annotation, biological process: protein neddylation. The transcript is spliced from 9 exons. Gene Ontology annotation, cellular component: cytoplasm; nucleus. The record is from RefSeq and is a predicted model, not a curated record. Gene Ontology annotation, molecular function: NEDD8 activating enzyme activity. The coding region runs from base 148 to 1497 and encodes 449 amino acids.
GCUUCUCCGUCUGCAUUUCUGAGCGAUACCGAGCUCAGGCGCACAGCAAAAUCAAAAGAGCUUGUAGCGCCGAAGCGUAAACUGAAAGCUAACCAGUGCUCCGACUGGCUCAAAUUCUUCACUGUGUCCGCUGCUGAGCUCCCGUAUAUGGCGGACCCUGCUCUCCAGGCCAGCAGGUCGAGAGACCUCGACAAGCUCCUCCUCCGACCCGGCAACCUCGUCGAACCCAACUUCGAACCUGGACCCGAGCUGAGGGACGAUCUUCGAGAAUACGCGCGAGUGCUGGUGGUAGGAGCAGGCGGGUUGGGUUGCGAGCUGUUGAAGGACUUGGCUCUGUCGGGUUUCAAGAAUUUGGACGUCAUUGAUAUGGACCGAAUCGAGGUCACUAAUCUCAAUCGCCAAUUCUUGUUCAGGCUUGAGGAUGUUGGGAAGCCGAAGGCCGAAGUGGCGGCUAAGAGAGUCAUGGAAAGAGUCAGUGGAGUGAACAUCGUGCCGCAUUUCUGCAGGAUUGAGGAGAAGGAGCUCGAUUUCUACAGUGAUUUCAAUAUAAUCGUCCUCGGUCUCGAUUCGAUUGAGGCACGGAGCUACAUAAAUGCCGUUGCUUGUAGCUUUCUAGAAUACGAUUCUGAUGACAAUCCAAGGGAAGAAACGAUGAAACCCAUGGUGGACGGUGGGACGGAAGGUUUUAAAGGGCAUGCAAGAGUUAUAAAACCAGGGGUCACACCAUGCUUUGAGUGUACCAUUUGGCUUUUCCCUCCACAAGUGAAAUUUCCUCUCUGUACUCUUGCAGAAACCCCGAGAACCGCUGCUCAUUGUAUUGAAUAUGCACAUCUAAUAAAAUGGGAUGAGGUCCAUAGUGGAAAGUCAUUUGAUCCUGAUGAACCAGAGCAUAUGCAGUGGGUUUAUUCUGAGGCUGUUAAAAGAGCAGAGCUUUUCGGAAUUCCAGGAGUGACUUAUUCCCUCACUCAGGGUGUUGUGAAAAAUAUCAUACCAGCUAUAGCUUCAACUAAUGCAAUCAUAUCAGCUGCAUGUGCUCUGGAAACCUUGAAGAUUGCAACUGGAUGCAGCAAAACUUUAUCCAACUACUUAACAUACAACGGCGUGGAAGGACUUCACAUUAAAGUUACCGAGUUCGUGAGGGAUAAGGAUUGCCUUGUCUGUGGUCCUGGUGUUCUUAUUGAGUUGGACGUUUCAGUGACCCUACAAAAGUUCAUCAAUAUGCUCGAAGAGCACCCAAAGCUGCUUCUAUCAAAAGCGAGCGUCACGCAUAGAGGGCAGAAUCUAUACAUGCAGGCACCUCCGGUGCUGGAAGAGAUGACUCGGUCAAACUUAGAACAGCCGUUAUUUGAUUUAAUGGGUAAAGUUCCGAGAGAUGUUAUCCACGUGACUGGCAUGUCGUGCAAGGAUGAUAAGAAAGUGUCAAGUUUGAGGAAAUUGCGUGUUGCAUUCAAGGGAGUUGAUGGGGUUGUGGACAUGGACAUGGCUGGUGGAGCCUAGUCUCACCUUCCUAAUUCUCAGCCCUUCGUUUCAGACGUAGGUGGAGCCCGGUGGUGGGAUAUGGAGCCGGAGCUCCAAUCCCUCCCCAUGCAAACCCUUGGGCCACUGCGCUAUCAUCAAAUGGUAAGGCAGAAAACUCAAGCGGACCGUGCAAAAAGAAGAUAUCGGUAGAGUGAGCUUGGUCGGCAUGAUUUUGCAUUAUCUUACAUCUUGAUUCCGGGAAAGAGUUGGAGCCGUUCGAUUGUACCUUUCGGUGAACUGUAUAUUUUUUUGGGCGAACUUGGAUGAACUCUACUUACCAUCCUAUAGCACAGUUUCAUGGAAGUGCAACUCGAAUGGGAACUAACUUCAUUGGUUCUU